Ochotona curzoniae (black-lipped pika) is the source of this 4794-nucleotide messenger RNA. It is a transcript of the gene XK, whose product is annotated as X-linked Kx blood group. Gene Ontology annotation, cellular component: membrane. NCBI's taxonomy places the organism in Eukaryota, Metazoa, Chordata, Mammalia, Lagomorpha, Ochotonidae. The transcript is spliced from 3 exons. Bases 133 to 1467 code for a protein of 444 amino acids. The record is from RefSeq and is a predicted model, not a curated record.
CGCAGAGCACGUCGGGGCGGGGCAUGCCGGGAGCCCCUCAGACAGCCGUCGCCCCCGCCGCCGCCGCCGCUGUCGCCGCCAGUGUCGCCGCCAUCGCGUUCGCUGCCGGUGCUCUCCCCCUGCCGCGCCGAGAUGAAAUUCCCGGCCUCCGUGUUGCCGUCCGUGUUCCUGUUCGUGGCCGAGAUCACGGCAGCGCUGUACCUGAGCAGCACCUACCGCACGGCCGGCGACCGCAUUUGGCAGGCGCUGACGCUGCUUUUCUCGCUGCUGCCCUGCGCGCUCGUGCAGCUCACGCUCCUCUUCGUGCACCGCGACCUCAGCCGCGAUCGCCCGCUCGUGCUGCUGCUGCACUUGCUGCAACUCGGCCCCCUGUUCAGGUGUUUUGAAGUCUUCUGCAUCUACUGUCAGUCCAACAACAAUGAAGAGCCUUAUGUCAGCAUCACCAGAAAGCGGCAGAUCCCCAAAGAUGGCCUCUCAGAGGAGAUUGAGAGGGAGGUGGGCCAAGCAGAAGGCAAGCUCUUCGCGCAUCGUUCUGCGUUCAGCCGGGCGUCGGUGAUCCAGGCUUUCCUGGGCUCAGCUCCCCAGCUGACUCUGCAGCUGUACAUAAGUGUCUUGCAGCAGCAAGUCACUAUUGCAAGAUGCUUCUUAAUGGCCAUAUCCCUGCUGUCCAUUGUGUACGGAGCCUUGCGCUGCAACAUCCUAGCCAUCAAAAUCAAAUAUGAUGAGUACGAGGUCAAAGUGAAGCCCUUGGCCUAUGUCUGUAUCUUCCUCUGGAGGAGCUUUGAGAUUGCUACCCGAGUCACAGUCCUGGUCCUCUUUACUUCUGUCCUGAAGAGCUGGGUGUUGGUCGACAUUCUCCUGAACUUCUUCAGCUUCUUCCUCUGCCCCUGGUUCCUCUUCUGGUGCAGUGGCUCCCCAUUCCCCGAGAACAUAGAGAAGGCCCUCAGUCGGGUGGGCACCACGAUCGUGCUCUGCUUCCUGACUUUACUCUAUACUGGUAUCAACAUGUUCUGCUGGUCUGCCGUACAGCUGAAAAUCAACAACCCUGACCUCAUCAGCAAGUCCCAGAAUUGGUACCAGCUCCUGGCAUACUACAUGAUGAGAUUUAUUGAGAAUGCCACCCUCCUGCUUCUGUGGUAUUUUUUCAAGACUGACAUCUAUAUGUAUGUGUGUGCACCUCUGUUGGUUCUGCAGCUGCUUGUUGGGUACUGCACAGCCAUUCUUUUCAUGCUUGUGUUCUAUCAGUUCUUCCACCCUUGCAAAAAGCUCUUUUCCUCUAGUGUUUCUGAAAGCUUUAUGGCAUGGAUCAGGUGUGUCUGCUGGAUGUGUGUUCGGCAGAAAUCAUCUGAGUCGGUAGAAAAGUCAGAGUCAAAGUCAACCAAUAGUAGGCCUGAAACACCUUUUAGCAGUAAAGUAACUACUGAGCCCAGUCCAACAUUGGAUAUUGAUGAUCCUUGCUCUGUUUAAUGUGACCAGAGGUCUCUUGGGGCAAAGGCAUAUUAUUUUCUGGGUUGAUACCUGUUAUUCAUAAAAAUUAGUGAGCUCUGCACUGGGAGCGAGGCAGCAAGUCAGCUGGCAACUCCUUUUGAGCAGCUGCUCUUUCCAGAGCUUUUGGCUCUGUGGGAACCAUGGGGAAAGGCCAGGGAAAGUUGGGAGUGUUGAAGAGACAGCCCAGGGCACCACAGUUCACAAGUUCUGCCAUGUUUUUCCAGGCAUUCUUGACCUUUUUACUGAUGAAAUACCCUAGAAGUCUCGGUUGGAAAGGUUAGAUCCAUCAGAAUAAAUAGAGGAGCUUUUCCUUGUUUUCUAGUUUUUCUGGAUUGUUGGUCUCAGUAGCAUGAUGAUUUAUCAUCUUUUACCCAAGAGCUGUACUAAGGACCUGAGAAGGCUACUGGGAUUUUGUUGUCAGCAGCAUUAUUAAAGCUGUCAGAGCUUGCGGGGAGGACUGUUCAGGUUUGGUAUUUGAAUUGAUAAAUGUUCCGUUUUCAUCUCAUAAGGGCUUUUUGUGCAUAGCCAACUGUACCCGCCAUGGCAUGCAUCUCGUGAAUCAAUAUUCAAGAGCCUUGAUUUGCAGAUGAUAUUUCCUAGAUCCAUGGCUGUGAAAAUGAAUUCUUAAUUUGGUUAUGAAGCAUCCAUAUUUUCAAAAAAAAAUUAGGUUGGGGAUGGUGGCAAGUGGUGAAACAGACACAAUGAAGGCUUGUGUAAGUAAAAUACUUAACUUUUACAGGAUGGUAAAAGAUGUGAAUUUUCUAGACGGUGGAGUUAAGCCUCAAUGAGAUUGAGUGCCAUCCUGUAAUUCUGGGAAAUUUCUGGUAGAAUUAAAUAUAGUCUUUGCUGCUGCCUCCUCAUUCCUUGCCUGCUAGGUGAAUUUUAGGCAAAACUCACCUUGGCUAUCUUGUAUUUUUUCUGAAUAUGCCAAAGAAAUAUUUCACCUAGUGAGGCAUACAAGUAUAUAGGGCAUUUAGAUUUUCAUUAUUUGAAGGAAAAUGGUUUUUCUCACUGCCACCCCUACCUAAUUAGAGAUUGACUUCAGAAAACUAUAGAAGAGAUGAAAUGAAUGCAAAAUUUUGUCACUCGUGGAAUAUAUUCUGAAUUGGCAUGAUCGUGAGUUAAGUUGAACAAGAUCUCCACUUUUACUCUCCUGUAUGUUUUUAUCUUCUGUGUAAUUUCUCCUUCACUUUGUAACCGUUUUUUGUUUCAUAAAAGAGAAUUGGAUAGCAUAUACUCCGUUGCCUUCAAAAACUGCCUAAAUCCAGUGCCAAUGUUUCUACCAUUAACAUGUCGACAGUGAAAUAUCUAGAAAGAGAGAAUCAUAAAGAUAAUAUCAAUUUAGUAUAAGGAUUGGAGUAAAACCUGAAAAUUUUAAAAUGGGACCUCUGUUUUUUAUAUUACCCCUCAAAACUCUUUUUGUAUGACCUUCAGAAAUGUAGGUUUCCUUUAUACUUGUUGGUGUCAAAUUUAUUAGUCAUUUCAUACACACAAAUGAACAUGCAUUUUGGUAAUCAAUUUCCACUAUAUAUUAAGGGGUCAGUGAAAUAGUAUUGACAUACAUAUUGUUUACUGUUUUUUAUAGAGAGCCAUAGAAAUACAUCAAUAAACUCUUCAAACUGCAGAGCAUCAAUUUCAGUUUUAUGAGAUAUUUCUUCAUUUUAUAUUUUCUUGGCUUAUCUAUAUUUAUGGUUUGAUUUUGACAGCAUGCCAGGCAACAGAUUUUUUUUAAUCAUCAAUAGUCUUAACCAACUAAGACUAAAGAUUAUCUGUGUUCUCCUUGUCGGCAUAUAACGUAUCACUAAUAUCACUAAUAGGCCUAAAUAAACUGUGAGCUUAUGUAAUCAAAGGAAAACUUCAUAUAAAAUGUGCUUCCAUGGCCAUGUUACAUAGAUGCACAAUUAUAAUUUACAAAGCACCCUUGAAGAUACUUAACUACUGUGAAUAAAAGCUGAGGUAUUCAAGCGGUCUUUUGUGUUUAAGUUUCCAAAUAAUGAUUAGGAGAACAGUAAGGCCAUCCCUAAGUCAUUCCAAGAGUUUGUAUCAAUCCAGUUAGUGGUGUUCUUUGACACCACAUAUUUUCCAGCCCUUUCGUGAGAUAAACAUUUUUACCUUGAAGAUUUGUAUGGCUGUUAGGGGGAUGGUGCCCUUCUGCCACGCAGCAUGCCUUUAAGUCAUGCCUUGAGAUUGAGAAGUCAUGGCAGUCACUAGCCUGUCACUUGCUACAUUUGUUCAAAAUUACCCCGAGAGACUCCCAAAGCCUAGGUCACACAUUUAAAAGGACAGAGGGUUGGUAAGCAGGUUGAAUGCUUUAUUAGUUUGAACCCCUGAUCUACAUACAAGUACCUCGGCUGUAAAGACGUGCAUGGCCAUUUGUUUUUGGGGGACAGAAAUCACUGCUGCUUAUUUGCAUGGUGAAAAUACAAGUCAUAGUGAACCAAGAAUUUUUAUAUUUGUAUUAUUUAUGUUAAUAUCUCUGAAAUGGCAAACAGACUUCACACUGUGCCGCUUGGUUGUCUUAAUGAUGUAAAUCAAACAAACAAAAAAUAAGUCCUCAUGUGGUGGAGUGAAUCAAAAGUGUCUUUCAGCUGUAAUUUCAAUUCAUAAAACUCAGUGCUUUGUCUGCUACAACUUGUCAGAACACUUUGUCACAAGUGAAUCAGCAUUAUUGAGCUGGAUGGGAGUGAAGCUUUUCCUCAAAAUGUAAUGAAAUAACAUCAUUAAACAUAUUUAAUCGUUCUCUUGCCAACACUGGAGAAAGGCUAGUGUAGGGACUCGGCUCUCUCCCUGUCCAGCCCUGGGGGUUACUUAAUUACCCUAUACUUCAGUUUGCUUACCCAGCAGAUUUGGAUGUUUUACUUGCCCAGCCUACCUCACAAGCUUGUCAGAAAGAUCAAGUUAAAUCAAAACUGUGAAAAUGCUUUGAAAAUACUUGUAAAGUGCCAUGCACAUUUAAAGAGUUACUACAGUUAUUCAAGUCUAUAAGCAGGUUAUUAUUUUUUUAUUGUUGGAAAGGAAUAAGUAGCGCCAUCCACAAUGAAUGUCUUGAGUGAAUAUGUGGGCCUUUGGCCUUCUGGGCAGCGGCCCUUUCAUGUGCCUCCCAUUGCUUGCAAAAAUUAUCACCUAAAUUUGUGGCAUUUGGAGAAAAAAAGAACCUUGAGCAAAUGCUUCUGAAGGCAAAUGAGUCUAUCAUUUUGGUACUGUGUUCCUUAUGGGAUGUAGCAUCAUCUUUUCAAUAUUUGUGUUACAACAUGAAUGCCAUAUUCAAGGCUAAGUUUAAUCUUUUCAGUCUUGUAAAUUGGACAA